Limulus polyphemus (Atlantic horseshoe crab) is the source of this 3482-nucleotide messenger RNA. RefSeq names its product corticotropin-releasing factor receptor 1-like. The transcript has 11 exons. Gene Ontology annotation, biological process: adenylate cyclase-modulating G protein-coupled receptor signaling pathway; cell surface receptor signaling pathway. Gene Ontology annotation, cellular component: plasma membrane. Bases 568 to 1659 code for a protein of 363 amino acids. Lineage: Eukaryota; Metazoa; Arthropoda; Merostomata; Xiphosura; Limulidae. Gene Ontology annotation, molecular function: G protein-coupled peptide receptor activity; peptide hormone binding. The record is from RefSeq and is a predicted model, not a curated record.
GGCAAGCUAAGUUGGUGAAAGUUUAUACAUUAGUUGCAGUAUUGCAGACACUAAAAGGUCUGACAGAAUCAAUGCUUACAGUCAAUCACGAUAUCAAACCUUUAGUCUUCUAGCUUAGUAGUAAAAACUGGUUAGACUAAAACAUAUUUCUCUUAUCGUAGUAGACAUGGGUAGUAUGUUCGAAAAUCAAACUAUACUCUCAACUCUUGCUGUCCAGAUUUUGGGCGACUUCAGUGGGGUAGACGUUUUUGACUCAGAACAACUAACUCUGGACGAACGUAAGAAAUUUUCUGGUCAACCAUCUCCCAAAGAAAUGGCCAUUAUACUCUGUCAGUUACAGUAUCAAAACAUUGUGCAUACUGAAGAACCCUCCUGUCCAACAAUCUGGGAUGAUUUUUAUUGUUGGCCUGCAACAUUAGCUGAUCAAGUUGUUUCUAGAAAUUGCUCUGAAAUCUUCGAUCAGCAUGCCCUACCUAUUGAUCUCAAUGUCGUAGGAGAAGCGCGUGCCUAUAGGAUUUGUGACAAAAAUGGUGAUUGGCUGUGGGGAAAUUGGACCAACUAUACAGAAUGUUUACAGCUAUUAAGUCAGGAGUCGGGAGAUUUCUCAUCCAGCCAGGUAGCAGUAACGUACAUCUGUUUGUGUGUUCUUUGGUGUCGCUAGCAACGCUGUUUCUGACUUUGUUCAUCUUUUGUUAUUUCAAGUCUCUUCAGUGUUCACGACUGCGAGUUCACCGAAACCUGGUGGUGGCACUUAUUAUUCAUUCCGUUUUGCUUGUCAUAAUUUCGUCUCCAGGAGUUCUGCAGUCACGUUUCUUAUCGUACGUGGAUGUUGACUGGCUAUGUAAAACAAUAUUGUCUCUCAAGAUGUACGCCGCUAUGGCUAGUAUUAACUGGAUGUUUGUGGAAGGACUACUUCUACACAGUCGGAUCACAAUCUCUGUCUUCAAUAAGGACGCUCCUUUCAAACUCUACUACUUGAUAGGUUGGGGUGCUCCGUUAAUAUUUAUCAUUUCCUGGGCAAUGACCAUGUCACGGUUUCGAAAUACAUUCUGCUGGAAAGGAUACGGGAAGACAAGCUACGUAUGGGUUGUUACAGGUCCAAUGAUAGCUGCUCUCCUCAUCAACACUGUAUUUUUGGUCAACAUCGUACGAAUACUGGUUACCAAGCUGCGGAUGAGCGUCUCCAUAGAAACAACUCAAGUGAGGAAAGCUAUCAAAGCAACAGCCCUUCUCUUUCCUCUUCUUGGAAUCACUCACCUCCUCUUCUGCAUUAAUCCACGUGACGACGCUCACCUAGAGAGAGCCUAUAUGAUUACUAAUGCUGUCCUACAAUCUUCACAAGGAAUAUUUGUGGCAGUCCUUUACUGCUUUUUGAACUCUGAGGUACAGACCGUUCUGCGGAAUGCCUACUUGCGUGCCAUUUUACAGCGAGAUCCCAACCAUCAUUUGACGAGAAGGCGUGGCCUGUCACGUACAUCAGCUAGCUACUUGUCAAACUGUGACACUACUGUUUCUGACAGCGCUCGUCACAAGAUAUCGCCAUCUGUUAAUGUACUGGUACCCCUACAUGAAAUGUCUCAGCAAGAGGAACAUCGUGGAAGAAAACAAUUAAAAUUUCUUAGAACAAACUCCGAAAGACAAAGAAUCUUUUCAAUUUAAUAAGUUCGUAUAGUGCCGCCAUCUGUCUAUGGUAUUUAGAACAUUUUGUUGUGUCCUACAAAAAUUCAAAACGGUAUAGUUGAACUAAAGGACACUGAUAGUCCUUAUUCUUUCACUGUACGUAGCAGAAUCUUUCCUGCUUAUCUUUUGUUUUCUUUUAAUAUCAAUUGUAGACUCUCAAAUUACAAACUUGUUUUUUAUACCUUUAAGUCACGGUGGGGUUCUAUUUUGCUUCCUAUUGACUAAUGUUAUGUUUUUGCUUGUUCCGAUAACCAAUGUAGAAAACAUUGGAAAUAAAUUGAGUGAAAACAUUAAUUUUUUUAUCUAAAAUGCAUUGGGAAUUCAAAAAGUUAUUAGUUAGAUUAAUAGCAAUAUUUAUAGUAUUUUGGUCUGUAUAGUAUUGUGUGUGUGUGUGUGUAUUACUCAUAUACCAUAAAGAAAUCUGUAAUAACAAAGUCAUGGACCCACAAAAAAUUUGGCCCAUAAAUGCUUUAGAAAAACUGCUGGGAAAUUCUAGGGUUGGUGGGUAUACUCUUAGAAAAUUUGAGUACUUAAUUUAACAUCGCAUUACCGAGCUACUGAUGUAAGGGAAGUUCAGUUAAAAAUACCUAAGUAUCUAUAUUCACGGAGUAAUACCAAUGAACUAACCUAACAUCGCGUGGUGUAAAGAAAGUCCUGUUAAAAGCACCUAAUGUUGAUCAACUAAUCUAGUUUGAUGUUACCAGGUUACGUGUUUUAAAAAAUAUAUACUUUCAACGUGCUAAUAAUAUUUUAAAGAGCUGUGUAGAGGUCACGUUAAGAAAAUAAACCAGUGAUAUCACAAUACUUAAAGAUGACGUAACUUAAUAACAACUUCCGGUCAGAGUUAGCUAUGUGUCCAGAGCGAAAAUAAAAAUAUCUCUAGUCAUGUUUAACUGGGUAAUCCCCUAGCCAACAUUUGCCCAUAAUGCAGAAGAGCCGUAUCAACAACAAGCUAAUCUUCUUGAUCCUGGAGCGAGUCUCGAACCAUGCGUCCACGGGAGAAGACUACGUUACUUCUAGAUUAGUUGUUGGUUGCAACAGGAAGAUUCUUCCUUUAUGAUAUAAACGUUUGAAGUAUCAAACGAAGAUCUCUGUCAAGUGACAUAAGAUUACUAUAGUGUUUUAUGUUGGACAACGUACCAUAAGCACGUUCUUUGUAAUUACGUGCGCAAUUGUAGAGUAGAGUAAGUCACAAAUGUCAUCGUGCCAUAUUGUGUCGAAUCAGAUUGUUUUAUUAUCUUAAGCUGUGUAAAGUCUCCAUAUCAGCGGAGUCCAUUUAUGACUUUAAAUAAUAGCGUAUUUAUAUUUUUAACUGACGAUGUUGAGAAAUGUAAGAGUGGUUCAGAAGAUUACGUGAAAGUUAUGCAGGUAAAUUUUUUAAAGUAUUGUAAGUUUCUAAUAAGUGGCAUAUGUGGUGUGGAAGACAUAUGUCAUAUAGUGUUCUAAUACAGUGGAAGACAUAUGUCAUAUAGUGUUCUAAUACAGCGGAAGAUAUAUGUCAUAUAGUGUUCUAAUACAGUGGAAGACAUAUGUCAUAUAGUGUUCUAAUACAGUGGAAGAUAUAAACUUCAUUGGUGUUGGUUGUGCAAUGACCAAUGAGUAUCUCAGUCUGUUCAUGUUGCUGAUGUCAUUCGUCUACAAAAGCUAAUUUAUAACAAAUGUUUAUGAUGAUUUUAACAGAAUGCAUUUCUCACUAUAACUGGCACUGAUUAACGUAUUGCAAAGGUAUUUAUUGUUUGUUUUGAAUAUCGAGGGUUACCUGCGCAUGUACUUGUGAAAUUAAAGUAUGAUCUUUAAAAAUU